Molecule: messenger RNA, 6585 nt
Organism: Apodemus sylvaticus (European woodmouse)
Lineage: Eukaryota; Metazoa; Chordata; Mammalia; Rodentia; Muridae
Gene: Fktn
Product: fukutin
Exons: 11
Coding region: 479-1864 (461 amino acids)
Cellular component (GO): Golgi membrane
Source: RefSeq, a predicted model, not a curated record
GCGGCGGGGAGUCGGACGUCGGCCGCAGGUCGGGUCUGCGAGUCAGUGUGCGAGCCUGCUGCCGCCGCCCCGGCGACAGAUGGUUCCCACACGUCCGUGCUGCCGGCCGGGGAUCCUGACCCGGCCGAGGAUCCUGACGCGGCCUCGAUUUUGGAGGUUCAGAGAAACCUUGAAAAAGCCGAGUUGGGACAGUGACGUUUGAGCUGGGUGGGGAGAGCGAGAGCGGACGAUGCGGGGAGAACGAUCAGAUCUCAGUUCAUGUACUAGUGUUGUCCUGUUUCCAUGCCAUUUAAGAAGAAUUGUACAAUGUAAUAUGUCAUAUUUAAAACAACCUCUCAUUUACAUUUGAACUUCAGGAUACCCGGACCCCUUAAACUUCUUCUAACUAUCUCUGGUCACAGGAAACAAGAUUCUGUUCCAUGAAGAUGAAAACAACUGGGUCACUGUUAAAAGCCAGCCAAGAGAACAGCACAGACCAAUGAGUAGAAUCAACAAGAACGUGAUCUUGGCCCUGUUAACACUGGCGAGUUCUGCAUUCCUGCUGUUUCAGCUGUACUACUACAAGCACUACUUGUCAGCAAGGAAUGGAACGGGUUCAUCAAAAUUCAAAGGAAAUCGAGUUGGAUUUGAGAGCACACAGUGGCGUGCAGUUAAGAAAUUUAUUAUGCUGACAUCCAGCCAAAAUGUGCCAGUGUUCCUUAUUGACCCUUGGAUUCUGGAAUCAAUUAAUAAAAACUUCGAACAAGUGAAAAAUACUUCUCAAGGCCCGGCUUCAGAAUGCAGAUUUUUCUGUGUUCCGAGAGACUUUACUGCAUUUGCUCUGCAGUAUCACCUGUGGAAGAAUGAGGAUGGCUGGUUUCGGAUAGCUGAGAAUAUGGGCUUCCAGUGCCUAAAGAUUGAAAGCAAAGACCCUCGGCUAGACGGAAUAGACUCACUUUCUGGAACUGAAAUCCCUCUGCACUAUGUCUGUAAGCUGGCCACUCAUGCCAUCCACUUGGUAGUCUUUCAUGAGAGGAGCGGCAACUACCUCUGGCAUGGCCACCUACGACUCAAGGGACACAUGGAUAGGAAGUUUGUUCCUUUUCGAAAGUUACAGUUUGGUCGUUAUCCUGGAGCCUUUGACAGGCCAGAGUUACAGCAAGUCACUGUUGAUGGACUAGAUAUGCUUAUUCCAAAAGACCCAGGGCACUUUCUAGAAGAAGUACCUCACUCCAGAUUUAUCGAGUGCAGGUAUAAAGAAGCUCGGGCCUUUCUUCAGCAGUACAUUGAUGAUAAUACUGUGGAUGCUAUGGCCUUUCGAAAGAGGGCAAAGGAGUUACUGCAACUAGCAGCCAAGACAUUGAAGGAGUUGGGAGUGCCCUUCUGGCUGAGCAGUGGGACUUGUCUAGGAUGGUAUCGGCAGUGCAAUAUUAUUCCUUAUAGCAAAGAUGUCGACCUAGGGAUUUUUAUACAAGAUUACAAACCUGAUAUUAUUUUGGCAUUUCAGGAUGCAGGACUUCCACUCAAACACAAGUUUGGAAAGGUGGAAGACAGCUUGGAACUAUCCUUCCAGGGAAAAGAUGAUGUCAAACUUGAUAUUUUUUUCUUCUAUGAAGAGACUGACCAUAUGUGGAAUGGAGGCACGCAGGCCAGAACAGGAAAAAAGUUUAAGUAUCUGUUUCCCAAGUUUACUCUGUGCUGGACUGAGUUUGUAGACAUAAAAGUCCAUGUUCCCUGUGAAACAGUUGACUACAUUGAAGCCAACUAUGGGAAGACCUGGAAGAUUCCUGUCAAGACAUGGGACUGGAAGAGCUCACCCCCGAACGUGCAGCCCAAUGGGGUCUGGCCAAUCUCCGAGUGGGAUGAGGUUAUCCAGUUGUACUGAGAACACUAAGCUCAGGUGGGGCAUUUCCCAGAAAGGAGGCGGGUAACUGUUUAAAGCACUGCUGUUUUUUGCCUGAUGUGAGAGCCAAAGAAGAGAAAUGACAAGUUGGAAGACAGAAAAGGUUUUCUGACUCGUGGGCCAUCUAAAUAGUUCUGCCAUUCAGCAUUUACUGAGGAGAUUAUACACCAGGUGAAGUACUGGGAUCUGGUGAAUGAGCAAUUGCAGCCUCUCUCUUGACCCAUUGGUAAGCACUACAAGUUUCUUUUGAAGGAAGCUUACCCUCUGAAGAGCUGGUGUACAAUAUGAUGUAUUCCAUAAUGAUUUUUAAAAUGUUAAUUAAUGUUUAUACCGGAAAGUGAGCUCAGCAUACGAAGCUUACAAAGGAUAUGUUAGUUAAGAAUAAUUCAUUCCUGCCUGUCCUUGGGAUUUAGCUGCUGCGUUAGAGCUGCUUUUAAGGUUGUGGAAUAUGAGUUAAUAUUCCAGUGCGUGAUUAGAGUUUGUCUCACAGAGAAAAGAUGGUGGUAAACUCAUUUCACAAGCAGUGUGAUACACAGUUGGCUUCAAGCACAGGGCAUUCUAUAAGAGAAGAUGAGAGCCCAUAUCAGCUCUUGUCAAGACCAUACACUGUUUUCAUAUUUCAAGUGAACAAUGGAUGCUUAGAUGGUGCUUGAAUCUCUGACAUCAUAGGAAUAUUUUCACUGACCUGCAGUAGUACUUGCUGAAAAAUCAUUUAAUCAUGCUAUCGAAAGUUGUGACAUCUCAAAGCUUAUGUUCUUUAUUCAUUUUCAAUCACUCUUGGAUUUUAAAAUGGAAUUAUUCAUGAAUAUUUUUAUAUUUUAUGAAUGUAUAACUCUUCUGCCCUUAAUUUUAAUAUUGACACUAAAUACUAAUAGACAUACCUCUGAGUUUUUUAAAAAAUACCCUUUAUUUAUUUAUCAACCAUAGUUCCAUAUGAUUAAUUUAUGGCCUACACAAUAAUUUAUUUAGCAUGAAGAUAUUACUGUUCUUAAUAUUCCUGUAUUACUUCAAGUUUCCAAAAUGGAGGGUUAAUGUGAACCUGGAAACUAUUCCUUUUUCUAGAUCACUGUCGUUAAAGCCUGUGUCCAUCUCUAGAUUGUCAUUCUGCUGAGUGUAAGAGGGCAAGGACUUCCUACUGCCAAGUACUGCACAUGUGAGACACCUUGAUUUCCUUUUUCUUCUCAAAAUACACUUAUGAGUAAGUUGGAGCAGCUGCGCUGAAGCCGCACAGAGGAUACAGCGGAUGCCUAUCUUCCUUGCCUGGGGGGGGGGUCGCCACUCCCUGCUGCUUAGGGGUGUGCUUCCUGGCAGCUUUGCAGACUUCCCUCUGAAAGUGUAGUUACUAAAAUGGAAACCAGAAUAUCUGAGGGAAUGGACUGGCCGAAAGGAAAAGGGAAAAAAAGAAAAACUUGGAGGAAGUAAACUUGAAGUCACCUACUUCCAAAUUUUAACUUCAACAUGAAAACUGUCUUUGUUGGAUGACAAGCAACAGUUAGGAUGCAGCCUCUGUGUAGGAAUAUUGUCUCUCCAUAUGCAUCUAAUGAGGUUGUUAUAAUUAUUAGCAAACUUGUACCCAAAUGACAGAUCAUAACCAGUUCUUUCCUAGAAAAUAAGUCUAUAGAAUAUGUACCCAAGUUUUAGAUACCCAGCCCUAUGUAUUUUUAUGCGCUAAACAAACAAAAGCCACCACCAACAACAACAACCAGAUAAUAGUGUUCUUGAGGACAAACCCACCCCACCUGGAGAGGAUCAUUUGCUUGUACUCAGUAUCAGGGAGUACGUAUGUUUACAUCAUGCUCCUUGAGAGCUUCCACGUCUGCCAGGAGAUCUUACCCACCCCUGGUCAGGUUACUUCUCUUAUAUCUAUCGUUGUGGAGUGCAAGAUCUGCAAGUGCCCAUAAUACAGAUGCUCUUGGUCCUGUGCACAGAGGUUCUGUAGUCUUCCCUCCAUAGAGGAUGGGGAAACUUGUCUUCCCCCUGGUUUGGCUUCAGUUUUUAGGUUCUGUCCCACCUUGGAGAAAGUUUCCCAGAAUUUGCAGGUGAGGUUUACUUCUGAAAAUGACUCAGUCAUUCUGAAGCCAGUGCUUCUUAACCUUUGAACUCUGCUGAGUGUCCGCAGACUUUGGUCAGGUGUGCCUACCACCUGACUGACCCUUUCAGAUCACUUUUCUUCCCUCCCUGAAUAUGCAAACUGUUAUUCUUCUCAUAUGACUACUUUCUGGUUCCAUUUACCUGGUUUGCUUGAAGAUACCUUUUGCCAGGCAGUGGUGGCACAUGCCUGUAAUCCCAGCACUUGGGAGGCAGAGGCAGGCAGAUUUCUGAGUUCGAGGCCAGCCUGGUUCCAGGACAAGCCAGGGCUACACAGAGGAAAAAAAAAAAAAAGAUACCUUUUAAAUUAACUUGUUCUCAUGUUGCCAAGGAUACUUCCAGAGAGACCAUGAGAAGCACAUGCUUUCUCAGUUUACAACAGCCACCUACUUCCCUAAGGAAGGGCUGGCAUGGAGGACUUGCCCUGCUCCUGGAUAUAGUUAUUGACAUUGGCCACUGAGAUAAAAUAACAGUAACUAAAACUGGGCAUUCCUAAGAGUAGCUGAGAUAGUUCUUAGUGGAGCCUCCAUGACACUUCAGUGCUUGGUGAGUUUUCCAGUGUCUCGGUGGCAUGUGCUUCAGGGUGUCCCAUGGAAUGCCUGAGCUGACAGAAAUGCUGAGGAGGGUCUAUUUCUUCUUGUCCAGAAUUCUCAGGACACCUUCUUACCUGUAUUGGAGGAGAGGGUGGGUGGGGGGGGGCACAGAAGCCUUAUCUACAAAAAAUAGAACAGUUUCUGUCUGAAGAUAUCACCUGUGGUUUCUGACUCUUGAAAUGCUUAAAGGAUUAAAUGAGACAUAGGUGCUUCCAUUCAGGCCCACGGUUAAGUAAGUACUCAUGAGAAGUGCCGUUUCCUAAUUCAUGGUUCUGUUGUAACUUGGAAGGUUGCACAACACAGUUGCUUAAAAAUAAAAUUGGGACUUGGGCACUGGUGAGAUAGCUUAGCAGGUAAAUGCAAUUGUUACCAAAUCUGACAUGAGUUUGAUCCCCAGGACCCAUAUAGUUUAAGGAGAGUGUUGCUAUAUUUUUCCAACCCAAUUACCCAGUAAAAGAAAUCUCAAUUCAAUCAAUAGCAAUACAAGCUAUACACCUAGAUUGGGCAGAUCUCCCACAACACUACUCUAUUCCCAUCUAUGUUAUCUCCCAUAUAAUUAUCAGUUUCUCCAGUCCACAAUCUUUUCCCCAUCUUCUCAGUCCAUCUUCCAUAGCUCCUCCCCCUUCCCUGUCGAUCCUUUUCUCCUCCCCCAAACUCUCAGCUCUUCCUCCUUCCUCCUGCCCAAUCAUUGGCUCAAGCCUUUCUUUGAAAAGUUAAGGUGGAAAGAAGGUUCACUCCUCAUCUGUAGCCCUCCCAGGAAUGGAAUCAGCAUCAAAAUAUAAGCCCAGGGCUAUCCACAACAGGAGAGAACCUCAAAUACAUCAGUAUACAGGCUCUGAUGUGCUUGGUGCUCCUCUCUAGCACAAGAGGACAACACACACACACACACUUAGUCAAUAUCAUGAAAAGUUUUUAUUGUAUCCAAGCAUUGCAGGUCAAAUUGUGUGAUGUAUGAACUCAGAGUCAUUGCCAUAGCACCCCCACCUGGAUCAGUUGUCUCUCAUUUUGUUGACCAAGUUGCUGUCUUCUAAUGCUAUCCCAUUGUACUGCUUCCUUUUAAACCCAGUCAGAUUACUCUUAAGUUUUGUGCCUUGCUUUUCAAUAUGCUAGCCUUGGGCAGCAAACAUCACUAUAUAUAAUGAUUUUCAGAACCAAAGAUUUUGGAAUGCUUAGUUUUAUUUAACUGCCUACUCUAUAAAAAUGUGGGUUAGUAGUAGUCUAACCAUAUGGGAUGUCUGGAUUCAGUACAAAGCACCAGAAAUCUGAGGCAGAAGGCUUACCACAUGCUCAAGGCCAGCGUGGGCUAUCUAGGGGAUACCAGCCUAUCCUGGGCAAUAGUGUAAUACACAGUAUUGAGGGAGGACAAAGGAGGGGAGAGAAAGAGAGACAGAGAUAGAGAGAAUGAAAAUAAAUCUGCCCGCAGAUUUAUGUUUUUAUCUAAAGUAGGCAAAAAAUCAGGAGGAUACACAAUGCUGUUUUAAAUAGUUAAUUGUAGGCAAACAGACCAAUUGGGUGUUAAUGCCUUUUAUAUAGGACCAAUAGGGAAGUAUAAAUUUUUUGAAAAAAUGUGUUUCCAAACCCUCAGAAUACCUAGGCUAAAAUUUACUCCUAUAAUUCCUGGAUAGGUCCUAAUAGAAUUUCUAUGAGGGCCAUUUAGUCAUCUAGACUCCUGUCUACUUAUGAGUAGCUUUCACAGAAGGGCAAUGUAUAAGAAAGCUUUGUCAUAUAAAGUAUUCUGUCAUGCACUUUAAAAAUUAUAAGCUUGUACAGCCUGAUGACAAUUUAUUCUAAGCAUGAAAACUAGUUGAUGAGUUUGUUAACUGUAGCUCUGUCAACAUGUGACAUAUGACUAUGACACACAUGUAUGUCAAUUUUCUAGACAAAGCUAUAUUUUAAACAUGAGAUUUCAGUAUAUGCUUACCAGUUUAAUAUUUGGUUUUGUCUUCAGGUAUAGUUUAUGGUACUACUGAAAAUAGUUUUAAUAUGAGUACUCUGAUCUGAAUUUGUAAUACACAAUCUACU